This is a messenger RNA of Rhinichthys klamathensis goyatoka, 2879 nucleotides long. RefSeq names its product small G protein signaling modulator 3 (gene sgsm3). Bases 220 to 2478 code for a protein of 752 amino acids. NCBI's taxonomy places the organism in Eukaryota, Metazoa, Chordata, Actinopteri, Cypriniformes, Leuciscidae. The transcript has 22 exons. The record is from RefSeq and is a predicted model, not a curated record. Gene Ontology annotation, molecular function: protein binding.
ACAGGUGUAUGACGCAAAACAGUCGGUCUGUCCACCAUCACAAAACCCGAGUUACAAGUUCACAUCCCAUACUUGCACCGUAUCCGCAAAAUAUAUGCUUAAUUGUACAACGAAGUACAUAUCCUCAGAAAGCAGAUUCAGCAUGACGUAAGGGCCUGUGAACCUCAACCUGACCUGCUAUCAUCGGACUCUUCUCUUUAGACACUAAAAAAAAACACCAUGUCAACAGGUAGUUACUCUCCAGCCCCAGGGGGGCCUUUUGCGGCCCUCACACCCAGCAUGUGGCCCCAGGACAUCCUGGCAAAGUACUGUCAGAAAGACCCCAGUAUGGAAGCAGAACUGCAUUAUGAUGAAUUUGGGUUCCGGAUUGAUAGUGAAGACGGUGUUGAGCCACGAAAAUGGCUGCGUGGUGAGGGAGCUCCUCAGAGAGAAGACCCUCAGCAAAGACUUCGCUGGCAAGCCCAUCUGGAGUUCACCCACAAUAACACCGUAGGAGACCUGACAUGGGACAAGAUCUCCCCCACACUGGCCCGCUCAGACCGCCUUCGGUCCCUUGUGCUGGGGGGCAUACCGCACAGCAUGAGACCACAGUUGUGGAUGCGUUUAUCAGGGGCCCUGCAGAAAAAGCGAACAUCAGAAAUUUCCUACAGGGAAAUCGUCAAAAACAGCUCUAAUAAUGACACUACAGCAGCCAAGCAGAUAGAAAAGGAUCUUUUGCGGACCAUGCCCACUAAUGCAUGCUUCAACACUUUGACGAGUGUGGGGGUGCCCAAGCUCAGGCGGGUCCUGAGAGGGCUUGCGUGGCUGUAUCCCGACAUCGGCUACUGUCAGGGCACAGGCAUGGUGGUGUCCUGCCUUCUGUUGUUUCUGGAGGAGGAAGAUGCUCUGUGGAUGAUGUGUGCUCUGAUAGAGGACAUGCUGCCUCCCGCAUACUUCUCUUCCACUCUGUUGGGUGUUCAAACUGACCAGCGUGUGCUCAGACAGCUCAUAGUGCAGUAUCUGCCUCGCCUGGAUCAGCUGCUACAGGAGCAUGACAUUGAACUGUCUUUAAUCACUCUACACUGGUUCCUCACUGCAUUUGCCAGUGUGGUGGACAUACGCAUCCUGCUGCGAAUCUGGGACCUGCUCUUCUACGAGAGCUCAGUGGUGCUCUUCCAGGUUACACUGGGCAUGCUGAAGAUCAAGGAGGAAGAGCUGGUAUCGUCUGAGAACUCUGCAUCCAUCUUCAACACGCUGUCAGAUCUGCCCAGUCAACUAGAGGACGGGGCCACAGUGCUGGGAGAGGCUGUGCGUCUGGCAGGAUCUCUGUCUCAGGAUAACCUAGAUACACACAGACACAAGCAUUUGGCCUACAUCCUGGCAGAGCAGGCCCAGCUCAACUCCAACAACUCCCAUUCUCUCCACACCAACCUCAACAAGGUGGUCCGUAGACAAAGCCUGCACAGGAAAUCCACCUUGAGCUCGCUGCUCUGGGGCGAGGACGAGGUGGAGGCGCUAAAGGCCAAAAACAUUAAACAGACAGAGCUGGUGGCAGCGCUGAGAGAAGCCAUCAGUCGCACAGCAGAACACUUUCACUGCCUGGACCCCCACAACUGCAGCACUGAUUUGACUCCAGACUAUUCUAUGGAGAGUCAUCAAAGGGAUCACGAGAACUUCCUGGUCGUGUCUCGGAAUCGUCGGAGACGAGCCAAAGCCUUACUGGACUUUGAAAGGCAUGACGAUGAUGAACUGGGUUUUCGGAAGAAUGACAUCAUCACAAUCAUCUCACAGAAAGACGAGCACUGCUGGGUGGGAGAGCUGAACGGCCUGAGAGGCUGGUUUCCUGCAAAAUUUGUGGAAGUCUUGGAUGAACGAAGUAAAGAGUACUCUCUGGCUGGAGAUGACACCGUAACUGAGGCAGUCAAUGACUUGGUCAGAGGCUCGUUGUGUCCUGCUCUCAAGGCCAUCUUUCAGCACGGCCUGAAGAAGCCCUCCAUACUUGGGGGACCCUGUCACCCAUGGCUCUUCAUUGAGGAGGCAGCCAGCAGAGAAGUGGAGAGAGAUUUCAACUCUGUCUACUCCAGACUGGUGCUGUGCAAGACCUACAGGUUAGAUGAAGAUGGGAAGGUGCUCACACCUGAAGAGCUACUGUACAGGGCAGUGCAGUCUGUCAACAUGAGCCAUGACACUGCACAUGUUCAGAUGGACGUCAAGUUCCGCUCGCUCAUCUGUGUGGGCUUAAAUGAGCAGGUGCUGCACCUGUGGCUGGAGGUGUUGUGUUCCAGUAUGAGUGCCGUGGAGAAAUGGUACCAUCCCUGGUCUUUCCUGCGCAGUCCUGGCUGGGUUCAGAUAAAGUGUGAACUCAGAGUUCUCUCUAAGUUUGCCUUCAGUCUCUCCCAAGACUGUGAGCUGCCUACCAAAAAAGAGAAGACUCCCGUUCUCAAAUCAGAAGUGGUGGAUGUCUUGGUCCAACAUCACCUCUUUAGUUGGGACCUCUAGGAGAAGGAGCAGAGGCCUUUGAAGGAGGGAGUUCAGGACAUGUUGGUGAAACAUCACCUCUUCAGCUGGGACAUCGAUGGCUAAAACAUCACACACAUCCCAUGAGCUGCAAACAUAGGACAAAUCACUCUCCAUCUGCAGAAAAACAGGGGUUACAUGUGAAAUUCAUGUUCAUUUCAUGUACAGCUUUAUGUCACAUGGCUGAAAUGGUGAGUGUUUGUGUCUUGGCACAAUAGUUUCACUUUUUGUCUCUUUUUUUUUUAAGAGUCUGUCUGUUCAAAGGAGGAGUCCUUUGCCAAGAGUUCACACAGAAUCAAACAACAGAAAGGGCCAGUGUGGUCUGCCUGCAAGCACUUCAUAUCCUCCGAAGCAAAAUAAAUAUUGCACCAUUUGGGGCACAA